Messenger RNA from Xenia sp. Carnegie-2017, 2979 nucleotides. RefSeq names its product acyl-coenzyme A thioesterase 13-like. The coding region runs from base 1694 to 2107 and encodes 137 amino acids. Gene Ontology annotation, molecular function: fatty acyl-CoA hydrolase activity. The record is from RefSeq and is a predicted model, not a curated record. Lineage: Eukaryota; Metazoa; Cnidaria; Anthozoa; Malacalcyonacea; Xeniidae. The transcript is spliced from 3 exons.
GAUCACUCCUGAUGAAGACUGCUGACUGGAGUAUAUAAGAACUCAAGUUUCAACAUUAGAUCACUCCUAAUAAAGACACUACACUUGAGUAUGUAAGAACUCAAGUUUCAACAUCAGAUCAUUCCUGCUGAAGAUACUACACUGGAGUAUACAAUUAGGGACUCGAGUUUGAACACCAGAAAACUCUUGAGGAAGACACUAGACUGGAGUAUUCAAGGACUCAAGCUUCAACAUCAGAUCACUCCUGAUGAAGACACCACACUGGAGUACAUAAAAACUUAACUUUCUAUAUCAGAUCACUUAUGAUAAGGAUGGUCAAAUACAAAAAAGUGCUUUAUUAAUGCUAUUGUGGGCACCACCAGUCCUAGGCGAGCUGCAAUGUUUGAGAAUUCCGUGUAGGCUGGCUGAAAUUCAUGAAUAACAUUACAAUAAUGAGAUGUUAACUCAUUCUCUCUCAGCGUACUGUAUGUCAACAUCAAGGAAACAAUUUUAUUCGAAAGCCAUAAUCAGAGAAUAUAUAUAAUAUUAAUAUUAAGGAAACAAUCGAAAAUUCUAAGGACCAAAAUUUGGUCCAAGUUAAUAUUGUCAUAUUUUUUCGUCUUGCUGAUGACCGUAUUAACGAGAUCCCAUUGUACUAAAGUCUGCCGUACUAAUUUCUUUUAAAAUGAAAAUCGCUUUCGAAAGAAAUCAGUCGGCAGAGCAGAAUAUAGGAAUAUUCACCUUCUCGCUUAUUAGAGUUCUUAUCUCGCCCCAGGAUGGGGAGCUGUAAAUAUUUUCUCAACUCACCGAACGUCUUCACGUCGAAUUACGUGUCCUAAUUUCUUUCAUUUCGGUAUUAUUCGUUAGAUUAGCGCUAAAAAUUUACCCUACUUUCCUAAUUUUAAAAUUUCUUGAAGAUCCAUGUCCCGUACGCCUUUGAAAACAAACGGUGGCUUGCUUGGAAUAAUUUUCUGGGGUGGCCAACUGCGUUCAACUAAAAUGCGCCCCAAGAUAUAACAUUUUAAAAAAUACGACCAAAUGCCCGAGACGAUGUACGUCGUACUAAGGGAUCUGAAUGUAUGCUCCCCUAGAAAAUUUUAAAUGAAGAAGCUCUAAAGUGCCAUUUUCAUGGACUUUGGUAAGAUGAAAUAAUAUACCAACCGUAUCAUUUCGAACGCGUUUUUCUCACCCAAAUAUUAAAAUUCGACCCUUAUAUUCAUUUCUACGCCCACAAAAUCAAUAGCUGAGGUAGCACGCCCUCCCCCUGCCAGUACACCACUGAAAACAAAUUAAACCAGUACAUUGCCCAAUAGCGAGUAUAGCAUUCCUGUUACAUCAUGGUGUUACCCAGCAUCAGCACACAAUUGCAGCUGGUGUGUAAUGCUAUUAUGAAAAGAUAUUUGGUGUCUCAGAGUAAAGCAACUUUUCUUCGAUUUUUCAAUCGUGCCGACGGUUCCUGGAAAUGCAUGGAAACGACGGUCGGUAACCACCAUUUUGAUCGUUAGUAAAAAGAGAGAGGAUUUACGAUGAAUAUAACGGCGACAACUGGUUUAGGAUGGUUAUUAAAAAUAUUUUCUAUGGAAUUUAAAAAGUGAACUUUUUUAUUUUCUCGAAUGGUGAGGUCCGCCAGAUAUUUUGAAGAAAAUGUAAAACAAAAUGCUAGCCAUAUUGCCAUCACACCUAAAAUGCAGGCUUCUCCGCCCGCAUUAGCAAAAUGGCAAUCUUGCGCAAAGUUCGUGGAAUAUUUGAAAUUCUGUCGACAAAAAAAGUAUUUGAUCAAGUUCUUAAGAAAGUUAAAAUACUUGUAGCCGAUCCAGGUAAAGUUGUUGCAGAAUUUACUGUAGAAGAGGAACAUCAAAAUCCCGGUGGUACUUUGCAUGGUGGAUUUACAGCAACGUUAAUUGACAGCAUGACAACAUUGGCAUUGCUGAGUGGUGAAGAUGGUCGUUCUGGAGUCAGCGUUGAUCUGAAUGUCACGUACUUGGGAGCAGCUAAGACUGGAGAUCUGGUGACCAUCACUGCUGAGGCUUUGAAAGUUGGCAGGACCUUGGCUUUUACUACAGCCGAACUGAAAUUAUCAGAUGGUAAACUUGUUGCCAGGGGUAACCAUACUAAACACUUAAGUUGAUUGCACUGAGCAUUAUAUAAUUAUGUUGAAGGCUUGGGCCACGUACUUAACAAUAAAAUGAUGUGGAUAGGCUAAUCCCAUAAACCUCAAGAAAAUACUCCUAAUACUUUAAUACAGUCGCUUAGCAAACUCGAUGAUUGAGGGGGGAGCAGAACUUAUUUAUAAGUGCAUGUCUGCCAUGUUAAGUUUCUUUGAAAUCCAUUGUUUUUUAUGGAUUGAGACUUGCAUAUAUGAAUAUUUACCCCCUCAUUUAGAAAGUUUCUGCUACUCCACUGUAGUAUGAAGGGAGAAGGAGGAUUUUGUUUGGUGUGGGAUGGCUUGUAUUUCUUGUUAUGAAAGAGGAAGGAAUAGAGUAUUAUUAACAAACUUAACUUUUAUAAUUACAAGCCACUGUACCACUAAGAGAGAUCAAUGCGCUGAUUUAGAACCCAAUUCCCCAAAUGUCAAGUUGAGGCAACAAACGCUAUCUUGAAAGGUGCUUAUAUUGGCAAAAAGCAAAGCUCAAAAUGAAAAAAAUUCUAAAAGAAGGUUCAAAAAACAAUCCUAUCAAACAUUUUGAGUACUAAAUGUAGACUAUCAACUUUGCAACUGUAUAUACACUCAAGAAAAGCAGAUAUUAGUCGUAAAUAUCGUCAGUUUUGCCUCCUUUCAAGAUGGCAGCUUGUCUCACUUGUAAGUUGUAACUAUAGAAUUUUACUGGGGUCAGAUAUAUAGUACAUUGGGUUCUACAUCAUUGGGUCAAUGUGACGUAAAUUCUUUAUUUUAAACUGUUUGUUCCCCUGUGUUCUUCCUUCGCCAAUGUUUUCAAUAAUCAUGUAUUUUAGAUGUAUUUAAUUGUGUUUCAUUAAAUUUGGAAUUGAUAUGUGUUUCAA